Messenger RNA from Caenorhabditis angaria, 449 nucleotides. The record is from the annotation of a GenBank genome assembly. Lineage: Eukaryota; Metazoa; Nematoda; Chromadorea; Rhabditida; Rhabditidae.
AUGGGGAUAUUUCGAAUAAUUCGAAAUCGACCACCAAGUGUAUUGACAUUAUCUGUCACUAUUUUAUGUGGUUAGUUUUAAAACUAAUCCAUUUUUAUAAAUUUCUAUUUUUGUUAUAUGACUUUUUCUUCAGAAAAACACGAACCUCCAAGAUUUAUUGGACUCGGAAAGCCAGAAGAGAAAAGAAGUCGAAGAACAAAGAAAAAUGAUUGUGAGUGAGAGAAACAACUUUUUUUCAGCGAAACUUUUUUUUUUCAGCAAAACCGAAAUACAGAAAAAUCGAAUUCAAAGAAUCUUCACUGAAUAUGUUUAUUGAAAUGGAGAAGAAAAAUGUAGGCGAAUUUGUUUGGGAUCAAAAUUGUACGAGAAUCGAUGCAUUAAUAGCUACAAUUGUAGAAUUAGAUAGAACAACAACACCUGAAAUUCCAAUUGAAAUCGAUAUUUUAUAA